AUGAAGCCAGCAAAGGUCUUCACCAUCCCCUACGAGCUGGUUGUCUGCUGCAGCCAAAUCGCUGUCUUAAUGGAUAGUCCUGCCUCUAAUGACAGAAUAUUUAUAACCAGUGUUUCUGGCAGACAGAAAAUCAAUGGAUGUCACGAGCUGGAGCAGAUGCAGCUUAUUCUGGAGACGAUCCCCGUUAUCCACGAGGAAGACAAAGAGGAGCUGCUCAAAGUGAUGCCCACGUUCAUCAACAGCACCUGGGAAGUGAGGAAGCCGCUGCGCAAGCUGCUCCCCGAAGUGGACAGUGAAGCUCUUGAUUUCCUGGAGAAAAUCCUGACGUUUAACCCGAUGGAUCGAUUAACGGCUGAGAUGGGUCUGCAGCAUCCCUACAUGAGUCCGUAUUCCUGCCCCGAGGAUGAACCCGUGUCCCAGCAUCCCUUCCGGAUUGAGGAUGAGAUCGAUGAUAUUUUACUGAUGGAAGCCAACCAGAGCCAGAUGUCCAACUGGGACAGGUAUCACGUGAGCCUCUCGUCCGAUUUGGAAUGGAGACACGAUAAAUACCACGAGAUGGAUGAGGUUCAGCGAGACCCCCGGGCAGGCUCUGAAUCCAUCGCCGAAGAAGCACAAGUGGAUCCACGGAAAUACUCCCAAAGCAGCUCGGAGAGGUUUUUGGAGCUCUCCCACUCCUCCAUGGACCGAGUAUUUGAUGCCGACUGUGGGAAAUCGUGUGAUUACAAAGUGGGGUCACCUUCCUACUUGGACAAAUUGCUGUGGAGAGACAAUAAGCCCCAUCAUUACUCAGAGCCCAAGCUAAUUUUGGAUUUAUCCCACUGGAAAAGAACAACCAUAGCACCUGCAGCUGAGCUAUCGCUGGAAGAAGAACCAUCCAACCUGUUUCUGGAGAUUGCUCAGUGGGUGAAGAGCACGCAGGUGGGUCUCGAGUGUCCCAGUCCUCUUCCGGAGAUUCAGGAACGGAGCUUGCCCUCCUCUCCUCACCAUCUCCACCAAGAACCCGCGGAGGUGAACACCAAAACAGACCCUGACUUUGACUUGGACGUCUUCAUCUCCAGGGCGCUGAAACUUUGCACAAAACCCGAGGAUCUUCCAGACAACAAACUCAAUGAUAUCAACGGGGCCUGCAUAUCCGAGCACCCCAGUGAGAUUGUACAGACAGAAGUGUACCAGAAAGAGCGAUGGUGA
Mesitornis unicolor (brown roatelo) is the source of this 1188-nucleotide messenger RNA. It is a transcript of the gene MAPK4, whose product is annotated as mitogen-activated protein kinase 4. The record is from RefSeq and is a predicted model, not a curated record. The transcript is spliced from 4 exons. The coding region runs from base 1 to 1188 and encodes 395 amino acids. NCBI's taxonomy places the organism in Eukaryota, Metazoa, Chordata, Aves, Mesitornithiformes, Mesitornithidae. Gene Ontology annotation, molecular function: ATP binding; MAP kinase activity. Gene Ontology annotation, biological process: protein phosphorylation.